ACCUCCGACUGAAGCCUGCUGGAUACAAACACAGCAGCCGAACAUGCGCCUGAAGGCCUGAUUCGCCUGAGAUCCAACUCCACCUGUCGAGCGAGGACUCCAGCAUGUAUCCCAGCUCCCAGCCAGUGAGAAAUCCGGUUCAGACGCUGAGCAUGAAUGGUCAGUAUCUUCCGCCUGCUUAUGACUUCUCAGGCUACCACCACACUGUUUCGGGAGUCGCCGACCUUUCAGCAACCAACUGGAACCCCGUUUACACCCCCCGGGAGGAAUACCCCUACAGUUUCCCAGGUUCGAGCCCCAGCACAGGGCAGUUGAGCUACACCUCCCCAGAGCUGAGCAGCGCCCCCUCAGCUGCUGGAGGAGGGGGGUCUCUCACCCCUUACAGCUUCAUCACAGGACAGGACCCCUUCAGCUCCAGGAGGAGACCACCUGAGCCCAUCAGACAGACGUUUUCUGUUGGAAAGACUCGGACGAAGGACAAGUACAGGGUGGUGUACACUGACCACCAGCGGCUGGAGCUGGAGAAGGAGUUUCAGUGCAACCGCUACAUCACCAUGAGGAGAAAGGCUGACUUGUCAAUGGCUCUAGGACUCUCUGAGAGACAGGUGAAGAUCUGGUUUCAAAACAGACGUGCGAAAGAGAGAAAGAUCAACAGGAAGAAGUUGCAACAUUCCCAGCAGGCCUCCACAACAACUCCCACCCCACCUGUUCUCAGUGCACUUACUGAAACCCUUGGUACCACCAGCCCUGGCACCAGCGGCACCAUGCUGUCGGACAUAAAAUCUGAAGAGUACUAGCUGGGUUCUUAAUCUGAAAUAUAGAGUGUAUCUGAAAUGUAAAUAGUAUUUUUGUUAUUAUGAGUUCAACACAGAUUGAUCAAUCAUUCACAUCACUGAUGCAGCAAAUUCAUUUUUUUUACACUACAAAGGUACACGUGCAACAAACCAAAUCUACAGGCUACCUGACAAAUUAUUUGCUUUUUGUACUACUGCUAGGCUAUUUUCAGAUUAACACAAUACCACUUUUCACUUUUAAGGUCUACAGUGCUGUGGAAAUAUGUUUGCCCUCUCACAAAAUUAGCUUUUUUUGUCACAUUUACAUAUUGCAGAUGACCAAACACAUAUUUUAAUAUUAGCCAAGGAUAACCCUAAUUAGAAUGACAAAAAUCAUUUCUAAAUAUCCAUCCAUC
Molecule: messenger RNA, 1189 nt
Organism: Fundulus heteroclitus (mummichog)
Lineage: Eukaryota; Metazoa; Chordata; Actinopteri; Cyprinodontiformes; Fundulidae
Gene: cdx1a
Product: caudal type homeobox 1a
Exons: 3
Coding region: 105-797 (230 amino acids)
Biological process (GO): anterior/posterior axis specification; cell differentiation; regulation of transcription by RNA polymerase II
Cellular component (GO): nucleus
Molecular function (GO): RNA polymerase II transcription regulatory region sequence-specific DNA binding; DNA-binding transcription factor activity, RNA polymerase II-specific
Source: RefSeq, a predicted model, not a curated record